AAGGUCGGGCUGGUGCAGGUCGAAGAAGGCAGGACUCAAACGCAGGAUUCACGUUUACCGAAGGUGCUCUUUAUUCACCAAACAAAAUCCAACCGAAGCCAAAGAACGGACGUGCACAAACCAGGACUGACAUGGACAAUGACGCGACAAGGGACAACAGGCACACGGGGCUUAAAUACACAAGGGAGGUGCAGGUGAUUGGACACAGGUGGAAACACUCAAGCAAUCCCAGGACAAGGCAGGAAGUGAAGUUAACCCAAGACCACAAGGAACAUGAAACUUCAAACUAAAACAGGAAGAGAGACCAAACCGUGACACCCGUAAAAUGGUAUUAUGACCGUUAUCGGCCUUUGGACUUUAGAAUUUGAACAGUAGCCACUCAGGAGGCGGAGACUGAUGACGUGUCACGAGUCCACAUAAGAAGGCAUAUUAAGAAAAGGCUUUAGAAAGAAGAGGAGGAAGAAGAUCCUGUGAGUAUGUCCUGUGCGUGUUUAGUGUGUGUUUAGUCGUGUUAACGGUCCAUGAACCUUCGCAAAGUUCCUUUUACCUUUUAGACGAUAAAACGGAAAUUAAACGAAAGUACCAGCUUAAAAACGAAAAUGCCUGUUUCCCUCCGUUCUUGCUCAAAUUAAAAAAAAGGAAAAUAUGACAGAUGCUGAUAUUCGUAAAUACGAGUACGCACACUUUUUUCACAGAGUCAACGUAUUAGAACGUUUGUCUAAAAUGACUGAAUCUAAAAGUAGUCUCAGAUAUUGCAACACCGUAAAAGCCCAGUAAAAGAUGGACCUCGAUCUGAAAUGACAAAUUAAAAAGGACAGCAGAUUGGGUCAUUACGGACAAAGUGGGUAAUUACACCACAAAAACAAUGUAUUAAACGCAGAGUGGUGGACGGAUUUCUAAAAGCUCUUUCAAAACCACUAGUCAUAAUUCUUCAUGUCAAAGUCCACCUCCACCUUAUCACACCUGCCCUUUACAGGUGCAGAGUGGCACACCUGCAGUCAAUUCCAGGACGCACCUGUAGAACCUAAUGAGACGCACCAAUAGACACUCACUUGAUAAAACAUAAGGUAGAUAAACAAAUAAAACCGCAUCUGCAAUAAAACAUUAACCACCACACACAAUCAAAAACAUGCAAACAAUAAAAAGUAAAAGCAUACAGAUACAAAACUCUAAAAAAAUACUGUAUAAUUAAAACAAAGUGGUGUCUAACAGGUUACAAACAUCUACCAGGGUAACAAGAAACGUGAAUGAAUGAAUAUAAAGACAUUCUGUGUUCAGCGCGCUCUCUGGCGCUGGUGGGCGAGACAUUAAACUUACCUUUUAGCUGAGGCUUUUAUCAAAAGCGAAAUACAAUGAGUGCUUUGAAUCAAGAGGGUUCAGAACCAGAACAAGAACCAAGUACAAAUUAUUCCAGACAGUUUGUGUACACAGAGAAGAAGAGGGGACAGUUAAGGGACAAAUAAGCAUCUUUAAAACACCCUGCUUUUGUUGCUUAAAUGCAGAGCAGUAAUUAUUCUCUACGUUUGAUAUUUAUUUGUGUGUCUUUAAAAAGGACAAAUGGAGAAAGUCAAGAAGGACAUCCUCAACAUUUUAAAGGAACUCAAGGAGGAGGACUUCAAAGAGUUCAAAUGGUACCUGGAGAACCAUCCAAGCCCAAAAGACCACCAAUCAAUCCCACCCUGUGACCUGCAGAACGCAGACAGGAUGGACACGGUGGACCUGAUCGUACGAUGCUACGACACAGACUCGGUUCAGGUGACCAUGAAGGUUUUGGAAGAGAUGAAAAUGAGCGAUUUGGCCGAAAAAUUAUCCAAAAUGAACUUUAACCCAACGGGCGAACCGAAUCCUGCAGGAGGAGAUAGAGGUCAAGAGAUUUUCACCAACUGUCAACGUGAACUCAAAUCCAACCUGAAGAAGAGGUUCCAGUCUGUGUUUGAGGGCAUCGCUGAAGCAGGGAAUACAACCCUUCUGAAUGAGAUCUACACAGAGCUCUACAUCACAGAGGGAGGGACUGCAGAGGUCAAUAAAGAACAUGAGGUCAGAAAGAUUGAAACAGCAACCUGGAAACCAGACAGACCAGAAACAACCAUCAGACAAGAAGACCUCUUCAAAGCCUCAGCUGGAGGAGAAGAACCAAUCAGAACAGUGAUGACUAAGGGAGUGGCUGGCAUUGGGAAAACAGUCUUAACACAGAAGUUCACUCUGGACUGGGCUGAAGACAAAGACCACCAGGACAUACAGUUCACAUUUCCAUUCACCUUCAGAGAGCUGAAUGUGCUGAAGAAGAAGUUCAGCUUGGUGGGACUUCUUGAUCAUUUCUUCAGUGAAACCAAAGCAGCAGGAAUCUGCAGGUUUGAAGAGUUCCAGGUUGUGUUCAUCUUUGACGGUCUGGAUGAGUGUCGACUUCCUCUGGACUUCCACAACAAUGAGAUCCUGACUGAUGUCACAGAGACCUCCUCAGUGGAUGUGCUCCUCACAAACCUCAUCAGGGGGAAGCUGCUUCCCUCUGCUCGCCUCUGGAUAACCACACGACCUGCAGCAGCCAAUCAGAUCCCUACUGAGUAUGUUGGCAUGGUGACGGAGGUCAGAGGGUUCACUGACCCCCAGAAGGAGGAGUACUUCAGGAAGAGGUUCAGAGAUGAGGAGCAGGCCAGCAGGAUCAUCUCUCACAUCAAGACCUCACGAAGCCUCCACAUCAUGUGCCACAUCCCAGUCUUCUGCUGGAUCACUGCUGGAGUUCUGGAGGAGGAGUUGAAGACCAGAGAGGGAGGAGAGCUGCCCAAGACCCUGACUGAGAUUUACAUCCACUUCCUGGUGGUUCAGUCCAAAGUGAAGAAGGUCAAGUACGAUGGAGGAGCUGAGACGGAUCCACACUGGAUUCUAAAGAGCAGGAAGAUGAUCGAGUCUCUGGGAAAACUGGCCUUUGAUCAGCUGCAGAAAGGAAACCUGAUCUUCUAUGAAUCCGACCUGACAGAGUGUGGCAUCGAUAUCAGAGCAGCCUCAGUGUGCUCAGGAGUGUUCACUCAGAUCUUUAGACAGGAGAGAGGACUGUACAAGAGCACGGUGUUCUGCUUCGUCCAUCUGAGUGUUCAAGAGUUUCUGGCUGCUCUUUAUGUUCAUCUGACCUUCAUCAGCUCUGGUGUUAUUCUGCUGUCAGAAGAACAAACCACAUCCCUGUUGUCUAAAGUCUUUGGAAACAAAACUAAACCAAAGUGUCUCUACCAGAGUGCUGUGGACAAAGCCUUACAGAGUCCUAAUGGACACCUGGACCUUGUCCUCCGCUUCCUCCUGGGUCUUUCCCUGGAGACCAAUCAGAGUCUCCUACGAGGUCUGCUGACACAGACAGGAAGUCGCUCACAGACCAAUCAGGAGACAGUCCAGUACAUCAAGAAGAAGAUCAGUGAAAAUGUGUCUCCAGAGAAAAGCAUCAAUCUGUUCCACUGUCUGAAUGAACUGAAUGAUGAUUCUCUAGUGGAGGAGAUCCAGGAGUCCCUUAGAUCAGGACGUCUCUCCACAGAUGAACUGUCUCCUGCUCAGUGGUCAGCUCUGGUCUUCAUCUUACUGUCAUCACAACAAGAUCUGGAGGUGUUUGACCUGAAGAAAUACUCUGCUUCAGAGGAGGCUCUUCUGAGGCUGCUGCCAGUGGUCAAAGCCUCCAACAAAGCUCUACUGAGUGACUGUCACCUCUCAAAGAGAAGCUGUGGAGUUCUGUCCUCAGUCCUCAGCUCCCCGUUCUCUAGUCUGAGAGAACUGGAUCUGAGUAACAACAACCUGCAGGAUUCAGGAGUGAAGCUGCUGUGUGAUGGACUGGGAAAUCCACGCUGUGAACUGGAGACUCUCAGGCUGUCAGGCUGUAUGAUCACAGAUAAAGGCUGUGCUUCUCUGGUCUCAGCUCUGAGCUCCAACCCCUCUCAUCUGAGAGAGCUGGACCUGAGCUACAACCAUCCAGGAGACUUAGGAGUGAAGCUUCUGUCUGAUGGACUGAAGGAUCCACACUGGAGACUGGAGACUCUCAGGGUGGAGCCUGCUGGAGUCCGAUGGAUGACACCAGGUGUGAGGAAGUAUUCCUGUGAACUCACAAUCGACACAAACACAGUAAACAGAAACCUCAAACUGUCUGACAACAACAGGAAGGUGACACGUGUGUGGGAGGAGGUUCAGUCAUAUCUUGAUCAUCCAGACAGAUUUGACAUCUGGUCUCAGCUGCUGUGUAGAACUGGUCUGACUGGUCGCUGUUACUGGGAGGUCGAGUGGAGAGGAGACGUUGAAGUAUCAGUGAGUUACAGAGGAAUCAAGAGGAAAGGACACAGUGACUGUGUGUUUGCAAACAAUGAUCAGUCCUGGAGUCUGAUGUGCUCUGAUGAAGGUUACUCUGUCUGGCACAAUAAGAUAAAAACACGCAUCACCUCCUCCUCCUCCUCCUCCUCCUCUGGUAGAGUAGCAGUGUAUGUGGACUGGCCUGCUGGCUCUCUGUCCUUCUACAGAGUCUCCUCUGACUCACUGAUCCACCUCCACACCUUCAGCACCACAUUCACUGAACCUCUUUAUCCUGGGUUUGGGCUGUGGUUCAGUUCAGGUUCUGGUUCCUCAGUGUCUUUGUGUCCUCUUUAGGAGGGAGAGUCUCCUCCUGGUGGAGAACCUUCCUCUCUGCUCACCACAUAGUUCAGUGUGUACAGCUGAUGGUGGUUCAUGUGGAUGUAGGUGCAGGUGGAGCAGGUGAGGGGUACCUGAGCUGGUCUGGACUCUGGGGGUCCACAGCUCUCUGGGACUCAGAUGGAAGUGUGAAAGAGCUCAGCUUAAUGCUGCUGUGCUCCUUGAAUCAAUAGAUGAUCAUUUAGAUGUUGGCUCCUAAUUAGGGUUUAAUCUUAAUCUUUAUAUGUUCAAGAGGACAUUUUAUAUAAAGGACAUCUGCACCCAGAUUAAUAGGUGUGUGCGCUUCAUUUCCACUCACGCUAAUAAAAAAAUAGUUAAUAGAAAUAUUUUGAGCUGAUUUUUACUUUUAUCUUUCAGAAUCUGUUCUGAAAUAAAAUAUAAUUUUACAUAAUCAGGUUUGUUCUGAACAAAACAUUUGAAAGCUUCAACAAACUCCUGAAGAAAAUAUUUUAUAUCCUGACAGAUAAUAUCAGGUACCUAUGUUUUUAUUCACUAUAAUACAACAUCUACUCCGUAUAUUACUUUGGGUUAAAAGGAAUCUAAUUGUAUGUUUCUAAUGUUAAUAAAUGACUUUUAUUGGAACUGUACAUUUUUAAACAUGUCUCAUAUAAACAUGCUUUCAACAUGCUGUAUUAUUUCUUUUUGACAUGAAAUACUUUGAUCCUUCUU
Pungitius pungitius (ninespine stickleback) is the source of this 5322-nucleotide messenger RNA. RefSeq names its product NACHT, LRR and PYD domains-containing protein 3-like. NCBI's taxonomy places the organism in Eukaryota, Metazoa, Chordata, Actinopteri, Perciformes, Gasterosteidae. The transcript is spliced from 7 exons. The record is from RefSeq and is a predicted model, not a curated record. The coding region runs from base 1558 to 4611 and encodes 1017 amino acids. Gene Ontology annotation, molecular function: protein binding. Gene Ontology annotation, biological process: intracellular signal transduction.